AUGGCAACAAACCCAUUUGCUACUGUGAUUGAUCGGGAACAAGAGACAGAUUUUUUAUUACGUGAAAAUAAAUGUCUGAUAUGGGGGAAGAACAACAAGAGGUUGCAAAGAGUAAACGAAGGUCGUCAUCCUGAAACUGCCAAUGAGUUGUUCAAUCUUCGCCAUGCUUCAUUAAGAAAUGUAGUUGAACGAAUAUUUGGUAUAUUUAAAUCUCGUUUCACUAUCUUUAAAUCGGCACCUCCAUUUCCAUAUGAGACACAAGCACAUAUUGUAUUAGCUUGUGUUGGGAUGCAUAAUUUUCUUCGAAAAGAAUGUCGAUCAGAUGAAUUUCCACCUGAAGAGGAUGAUGAUUCUUCGUCUUCGGAUGAUGAUGAUGAUGAAGAUUUGGAUCCAACUAUUCAAAGUCAACAACGUCAGCGUGCAGAUGCAAAUAAAUGA
Papaver somniferum (opium poppy) is the source of this 438-nucleotide messenger RNA. RefSeq lists its product as uncharacterized. Bases 1 to 438 code for a protein of 145 amino acids. The record is from RefSeq and is a predicted model, not a curated record. Lineage: Eukaryota; Viridiplantae; Streptophyta; Magnoliopsida; Ranunculales; Papaveraceae. The transcript is spliced from 3 exons.